CAACUCAGUGACAACCCCGGGAUCUUCUCUUUCUCCGCCUCCCCUUCUUCUGCUCCCACUCCCUCAAACCCUCGAGCUCUCCGAACUCCGCCAAAAUCUCCGAUCAACUCCGGCGCCGGAACCGCCUUUCCGAUGGGGACACUGGGGAAGGCGAUCUACACCGUCGGGUUCUGGAUCCGCGAGACCGGCCAAGCCAUCGACCGCCUCGGAUGCCGCCUUCAGGGCAACUACUACUUCCAAGAGCAGCUUUCAAGGCACCGUACACUCAUGAAUAUAUUUGACAAAGUUCCAAAUGUGGACAAGGAGGCUUUUGUGGCUCCUAGUGCCUCAGUUAUUGGCGAUGUUCAAGUGGGUCGAGGAUCAUCCAUUUGGUAUGGAUGUGUUUUGAGAGGUGAUGUGAAUAGUAUCCGAGUUGGUUCUGGAACAAAUAUACAAGAUAAUUCUCUUGUUCAUGUAGCAAAAUCUAAUAUAAGCGGGAAGGUAUUACCAACUAUCAUUGGAGAUAAUGUCACUGUGGGGCACAGUGCAGUCUUGCAUGGAUGCACUGUUGAGGAUGAGGCCUUUGUCGGCAUGGGGGCAGUCCUGCUUGAUGGGGUGGUUGUGGAAAAGCAUGGCAUGGUUGCUGCUGGAGCACUUGUUAGGCAGAACACAAAGAUCCCAGCUGGAGAGGUGUGGGGUGGUAGUCCAGCAAAGUUCCUUCGGAAGCUGACCGAGGAAGAGAUAGCCUUCAUCAGCCAAUCAGCAACCAACUAUAGCAAUCUGGCCCAGGUACAUGCAGCUGAGAAUGCAAAGACAUUUGAUGAAAUCGAGUUUGAGAAGUUGCUCCGCAAGAAGUAUGCCCGUCGGGAUGAAGAUUAUGACUCAAUGCUCGGCGUGGUUCGUGAAGUCCCUCCUGAGUUGAUUCUUCCGGACAAUGUCCUACCGGGCAAAACUGCCAAGGCUUCCCAAUGAGUUGUCAUCUGAGGCAAUCAACCAUAUUUAAUGUGCUGAUUUUGUGGCAUCUGUUUGUUGGUUGUUGAUGUUCUCUGACCAAGAUGGAUUACAUUAUCUUUUUUCCCUUCCAAUAAUUUUUGUGUCGAGCUAUUUAAUCAGUUCGGCCACAAUACUGCUUGGACUCAUUGUUCUACAUAGGUUUUUGCAGGACAAAAUGCUUUGUUUCUCUGUACGGAAAAGAGUAGAUGCUUAUGUUGGAACUGGGAAAAAUAUGUCAAUUUAUGAUUCCAAGGAUCAAUGCAGCAUGGAUUUUUA
Dioscorea cayenensis subsp. rotundata (Guinea yam) is the source of this 1248-nucleotide messenger RNA. RefSeq names its product gamma carbonic anhydrase 1, mitochondrial. Lineage: Eukaryota; Viridiplantae; Streptophyta; Magnoliopsida; Dioscoreales; Dioscoreaceae. The transcript is spliced from 5 exons. Bases 133 to 951 code for a protein of 272 amino acids. The record is from RefSeq and is a predicted model, not a curated record.